AUGUGCCGCAUUGGUCAUAAGAGUUCCAAGGGCCGACCCAAGUACAUUGCCGCGGACGGACGCCCUGGUGCUCGAGAAAAGCUUCAACCUAAUAUGGUGGGAACUCAUGGUCAGACAUCGAUCGGAGGCGACUUGCCUGGGCCUGCACCCCAUACUGCCGGGCCGCAUCGACACGAUAUACUGAAUAAAUUGGAUCCCACCGUCGAUAGUCGUUCGGGGGGAGCGCAAAUUCUCGGGCCUGGAGUCGACACAUCCACGCGGGCAUACGAGGCCUCGUAUGGACCGGGCGUGACAAGUAAUGCAGGCCCAGGCGUUAACCCAGCCGUCACAUCGAGCAUGACGACUUACUCAGCCCCCCCUCCGGGUGCUUCUGCCACAGCGCCAAUGGAGAAUGUGUCAGCGGGCGCUCGUGGUCCUCACUCCUCACGGCUUGCCAAUGCCAUCGAUCCUCGAGUUGACUCGAAUACAGGCAGUGACGCGGCCCACACCGACGACCGACAUGCAGUCCCGGUUCACGGCGCUGAGCCCAUGGCCACGACACAAGGCGAAAUGUAUGGAACACAGCAAGGGUGGCCUACAAGCACGCUUCGUCCGAGAGCAGACCUUGAUCCGAACCUCCAAGGAUCUGCCACUGCUCAAGCGCAAAUCCCGAGGGCAGUUCACGUCGGCGGCACUCAACCUGGACCUGCGCCUCAUACCGCGGGACCACAUCGAAACUGA
This is a messenger RNA of Metarhizium album ARSEF 1941, 720 nucleotides long. RefSeq lists its product as uncharacterized. Lineage: Eukaryota; Fungi; Ascomycota; Sordariomycetes; Hypocreales; Clavicipitaceae. The record is from RefSeq and is a predicted model, not a curated record. The transcript has a single exon. The coding region runs from base 1 to 720 and encodes 239 amino acids.